AGAUCAUGCGAUCCACUACGUCCCAAGGGUUUGGGACGGCCGAUCCUCCCCCUCCCUUUGGGCUCACCAAGACACCCCAAGAAACCCUAAACACCGAGAAGCGGGUCAGCCGGAGCCCAACAAAUAAAAUCAGCGGUGAGGUGGACUAUCCCAUUCCUCGGCAGACAGAAAGGGGGACCGAUGAAUGCCAUGGACUGUCGGAAGGGAACAAAAGACCGAAUUCUUGCGCACCACCACCGCCGCCGUCGACCCCGCUGCCACCCAACCCGGUAGGUAUUUCGCAGAACAAGGACUCGGUAGCGACCAGGCUAGCCGGAUGGCGAUGACUCGAUCAAAAGUACGGCGCAACCACCCGUCAGUCGUCACUCGUCACACCGCCCUAACCAGCUAUCCCGCACGAACGAACCGCAGGAACGGAUUGCUGUCUGUCAUUCGAGCGUCCCGUUCCCAUGGCACAUCACAAAUCCGAUGCCCCCGAUCCACGGUUCCGGGUUUCCAAGUUUCCGUGCCGAUCCUGUGCAGCUUUGGGGAUAGCCCGGGGCUCCGGAGGCGGCUGAAAAGGGACGACAGCAUCGGCCUUGAGGCUGGCGAGGAGCAACUUGCUUUUCUUUUUGCCCAAUCCCGAGCCGCGGUGGUGGGUGGGAUUUUUGUUCGUCUCAUGCGUGGGAAAGCCACGAAAGGGCCCGAGUCCUAUCCUGUGUGUAAGCCGUACGGUUGCGAUUGGCCAGGCCGGAACCGCCUCGUCGGUGAUCCCCACGUUUUGCGCUGGUUAGUGUGCUUAUCAAGGGCGUAUUGCUGUUUCUGGACGCCCCGAUACGUUCCUCUGCCUCGCGGAACAAGAGCGUCUUGCCUCAUCCGGGUUUCCAUCUGAGUCGGUUUCGCCCGGGGUGUCUCACAGACCACAUGUAGGGCGCCUGUGGGCGGCGCCUUGGGCGUCCAGUUGCCGGCCUGGG
Molecule: messenger RNA, 953 nt
Organism: Chaetomium fimeti
Lineage: Eukaryota; Fungi; Ascomycota; Sordariomycetes; Sordariales; Chaetomiaceae
Exons: 1
Coding region: 185-871 (228 amino acids)
Source: RefSeq, a predicted model, not a curated record